AUGGGUUACGAUAAUAUUCUUAAAAAUGCCAUAGACAACGAAGGAAAAACUGCUUUACAUUAUGCAGUUUUAAAUAAUAAUGCUAAAAUUGCAAUUAGUCUGAUCCUGUCUGGCCUCUGCGAUGCUUUUGUUCUUGACAAGGAAGGAAAAACCGCUCUUCACUAUGCAGUUAUAAAUGAUAAAACCGAAGCUUUAGAUAAACUGAUCGAGUAUCGCCUCUGCGAUGUUAAUAUUCCUGACAAGGAAGGAAAAACCGCUCUACACUAUGCAGUUAUAAAUGAAAAUGUCAUGGUUGUAAUAUCUCUGACCACCUAUGGCCACUGCGAUGUUAAUGUUCCUGACAAGGAAGGAAAAACCGCUCUACAAUAUGCAGUUAUAAAUAAUAUAACCGACAUUGCAAGACUAUUAGCCAAGGAAGACAACAUUGAUGUAAAUGCAACUGAUAAUGAUGGGAAAACUGCUCUACACUAUGCAGUUAUUAAUGAACAAGUUUCCCUCAUAAAGCUCUUGAAAGGUUCAAAUGGCAGUUGUGUCAAUGUUGCUGACAAUGAUGGAAAACUCCCCCUUCACUAUGCAGUAAUAAGUAAUAAUAUUAAAAUUGCUAAAAAGCUCCAAAAAAUCACUAAUGAUAUAAGAAAACGAGAUAACAAUUCGAAGUUUCCUCUUCAAUACGCAGUAAACAAUUAUGCAAUGUUCAUUACACUAAUUACGCCUAGAUAUACAAAUAAUAAUGCAUAUGAUUUAGAGGAUGCUCUGGAAUGCUUUGAAGAGGCUAAGAAGAGCAUAAAAAGUGAUAUUGCUGCGUGGGAGGGUGGUAUGUGGACACCUGGAGAUGACUAA
This is a messenger RNA of Trichomonas vaginalis G3, 840 nucleotides long. Its product is annotated as cyclin-dependent kinase inhibitor 2C-related family. Gene Ontology annotation, cellular component: nucleus; cytoplasm. The coding region runs from base 1 to 840 and encodes 279 amino acids. Lineage: Eukaryota; Parabasalia; Trichomonadida; Trichomonadidae. The transcript has a single exon. The record is from RefSeq and is a predicted model, not a curated record. Gene Ontology annotation, molecular function: protein binding.